GGCAGGGUCGCGAGCCUCCGCUCUCCAUGGCAACGGGCGGCUUCUAAACAGCUUUUCUUCGCGGGCCUCCCCUAGCCCCCGGACUUGUCGUGGUCGUCUUUGGCCUUCUCCCCUCGGCGUGACCGAUUCCCUCCCGCCAUGGCAGAAUUGGGUCUAAAUGAUCACCAUCAAAAUGAAAUUAUCAACUACAUGCGUUUUGCUCGUUCAAAAAGAGGUUUGAGACUCAAGACUGUUGAUUCCUGCUUCCAGGAUGUCAAGGAGAGCAGGCUGGUAGACGAGACCUUCACCGCGGAUGAAGUAACCCAUGUUCUGAAUGAAUUGCAGGGUGUGGUUCACAGUGAAGUAGAGUCUGAGCUCAUCAACACUUCCUGUACCAACGUGCUGCUUCUCCGGCAGCUGUUUUCACAGGCGGAGAAGUGGUACCUUAAGCUCCAGACGGACAUCUCAGAGCUGGAAAAUCGAGAAUUAUUAGAACAAGUUGCAGAAUUUGAAAAAGCAGAAUUUACCACUUCAAAUAAAAAGUCUAAAUCAGAGAACAUGAAGCCAUCAAGACUUGUUCCACUUAAUGAAGGUGGAACGUCAGAGCUCCUAAACAAGGAAAUUGUAAGACUUCAGGAAGAGAAUGAAAAAUUGAAAUCAAGGGUAAAGGCCAUAGAAUUGCAGGCUACAAAUGCAUUGGAUGAAAAAUCAAAACUAGAGCGAGCACUAAGGGAUUUACAGAUUGUCCAGGGAGACCAGAAGGCAAUAAUCAGAUCAAAGGAUAUAAGUGACUUGGAAAACACAGUCGCAGCACUGAAGAAUGAGUUUCAGAAGACACUGAAUGAUAGCACUGAAAACCAGAAGACUUUGGAGGAAAACUUAGUGUCAACGAAGCAUGACCUUCUUAAGGCUCAGGAACAGUUGAGUGUGGCUGAAAAGGAGCUGGAGAAGAAGUUCCAGCAGACGGCCGCGUACCGCAGCCUGAAGGAGAUUCUCACCAAGAAGAACGAGCAAAUUAAAGACCUGAGGAAAAGGCUGGCAAAAUAUGAAACAGAAGAUUAAGAAAUAUGAAAAUUCUGUGAUUUGGAAACUGCCACAAAGUGACAUGUAGACCGUUGCAAUCCUCAGAUGUGGACUUGAAAGGGCCUGGGCCCACUUUCCUCUUUUUCUAAUGUUUAAAUGAGUUGGGCUGUUCGUUGGUUUAUUUCAGGAAAUGUAGGGGGAGGGGGUGUUGUUAAUUUUUGCUUUUCAAGAAAAAGGAUUUCUGUUUUCAUUUGUUUAAUUAGAAAGAAGGCAACAUAAUGAUUCUUAUCACUCUGCCAUCCAAAGUUUCUUUGCACUUAGGUAAUAUGAAGUCUCUUCUGUAUAUAGAAUUUCCUUUGAAAAUAGUGAGAGUUCCUUCUCAGUGUAGAAAAGAUUUUGUUCUGGGAAAGGGAAGAAGAAUCUUGCCCUUUUGACGUAAGUAUUAAAAAUCAUACCUUUUGUGUAACUAUUAAGGAAGCUGACAAUAUAUGUCUGUGCAUUCCCCAGGGGAAAAAGAAGUACAAGGAGUUAUUUCCACAUAACUGAAUUUAUUUUUAUUAAAAGUUGACCUUAAUGCAUUUUUCUGGACUUUUGUAGCAGGAGUCUGUCUGUCAUUGGAAGCCUAAACCUAAACCAGCCAUCAUUUAUGUCCAUGAAUUCCCUAUUGUACAGCAGCAUCAGACCAAGUCUAAUCAGUGUCUAUGAUGUCCUGGUAGGAUGCUUUGAAGGAUUGUGAGAGAUCUUACCGAGAGCCUUUUAGGCCAUUUUUUCCAAAAAGGAGGCAGGUCAGCUCUAUACUUCUCCAGUCACAGUGAGGAAUCAGAGCUCUGUGUCAGAAUAUUGGGAAUUAUUAGAAAAAAUGAGCACAGGGCAUCAUUUUUAGUUUUUGGUGCUUAGAAUUUUCUCCUGAGCUUCAUGCUAAGUAAGAGUACUUUUUUUAAGACUGAAUUACAUAGAAUGUCAAAGCCUGAGAACUAGAUUUUUUACCCCACAUUGUUACACACAGUGUCAAAAAUUGGGAAAUACACUCCCAAUUCUUCUUCUUCUUGCUGGGUGGCAUUGCAUUGCUCAUUAGAAUGUGCACUUUUAUCUCCUUAACAGAAAUCCAGCAUUUAACCCAGUCCUGAGAAUCCAUUUGAUUAUUCAGCAAGUUAAUUGGUCACACUUUAGAAGUGAAUUAGCUCUUCAGGAACCAGAAUGUUUCACUCACACCUAAUAAACACUGCCUGAAGAGACGUCAUUCCUCUCCUCAAAAUGAUCAUUUUCUCCCAGAAAGAAAUUGGCUUUUAAGAUAAGGCUUAUUAUCACUGAAUUAUGUUUCUACGUGUUAAUCUCACAAUGUAUUCUAACGUGUUUUAAAAAUAUAAAAAUAUUCUUAUAAAAAUUUUAUUCUUGACUUUUUUUUUUUAUGAAGUCAAGAAUAAAAUUAGUUGAACUUUCCCCAGAAGAGUACAAAGGAACUGUUAAGCGAUCUGCCAUGGGGAAGAAAAGUAGAGUUUUCAAUGUGCAUUUAUCUUAGAUUUUGGCGUCUUUUAUUACAGCUCUGUGACUCAGCCUUCCCAGUGUCCUUUUGAACUCUUUUGUUGAACCCUAAGCACGGAUUUUAGCAAUAUUGUCUUUCUCAAGACCUAUUAACUAUUUACAGUAAUGCUUAGAGGUAAUGUUAUCCUGGGACCAAAAACUCGAUCAUUCCAGAGCCGUGCUCCCACUUACCUGGGGAGUGAAUUUUUUCACUAGUAGGGUUUGAGUAUGUUUGCAGUGGUCACAUAUAGAACUGAUUAGCCGUGCUUUGACCUUUUGGUAGUUCCUUGGUAGUAAUUCUGCAUAGUGUAAUAUUGGUCCGUCAUGUUGGGUUGGCACAUCCCCAGGUUAACAAAACGCCUUCAUUCUGGGCUCUUCCAAUCUCACCUCACCCACCACCAGGUGCACUAAUUGGCUGUUAUGUGGUCCAGAUCAGCACGCUGCUGCUUCAUAGCCUAAGCUGGAAUUCUGCAUUUAACAAUCUUCAGCAAAAUAAAAUGUAAAAUUCUCAUUUCUUUGCAAAUUUUAGCUUUAAUAUAUGCCUCAUUUAACAAGGAAGUUUUCUUUUUCUUUUAGGUCUCUUGUUUUCCACUUUUAGGAAUAUUAGUUCAAUCUCCUGAGUGAUAUGCCAUUCAAUAAUAAUGCUUAUUUUAUUCCUAGCUCCUAUCGUCACGGCAUCUACUCUGAAAGGACGAGUUUUCUGCUCAAUUGUAAUGACUCCGACCCUUUGUAGGAAGAAUCAAAAAGUUAAGGAGUCUUCAUGUGAAUUUCUUCUAUUCACUAUAUGUUUAUCUUUUUGAUUCAUAUCAUGUACGACACCUUUAAUCUGUAUGUAUUAAAUAAAUCUUAACUCUCUUA
This is a messenger RNA of Vombatus ursinus (common wombat), 3381 nucleotides long. It is a transcript of the gene LZTFL1, whose product is annotated as leucine zipper transcription factor like 1. Gene Ontology annotation, biological process: negative regulation of protein localization to cilium. Lineage: Eukaryota; Metazoa; Chordata; Mammalia; Diprotodontia; Vombatidae. The coding region runs from base 139 to 1041 and encodes 300 amino acids. The transcript is spliced from 10 exons. The record is from RefSeq and is a predicted model, not a curated record. Gene Ontology annotation, cellular component: cytoplasm.